Serpula lacrymans var. lacrymans S7.9 is the source of this 1009-nucleotide messenger RNA. RefSeq lists its product as uncharacterized. Lineage: Eukaryota; Fungi; Basidiomycota; Agaricomycetes; Boletales; Serpulaceae. The transcript is spliced from 5 exons. The record is from RefSeq and is a predicted model, not a curated record. Gene Ontology annotation, biological process: protein folding in endoplasmic reticulum. Bases 66 to 581 code for a protein of 171 amino acids. Gene Ontology annotation, cellular component: EMC complex.
GGAGUGGCGCGUUCGACUCGUUCUACAAUUACCUGAAUAUACUCUAGGACUCGAUAGCGCACAACAUGACACACCUGGAUUAUACUUCAAUUGACACGAACAAAUGGAAAAACUUGCCACCUCCCCCAGGCUUCACCAAUUUCUCGUCUCAUGCAAACUCAAGAGCUCCAGCUAAGGCGUCUGCUGUUACCUCGUCCUCGUAUGCGGCCUUAAAGCAGAAACGUGCAUGGGACCUUGCGUUGUCGCCUGCUAAACAGCUGCCCAUGCAGGCUUUCAUGUUGUACAUGUCCGGAGGAGGAGUUCAGAUAUUCAGCAUGGGCAUCGUUUUCAUGUUACUUCUUACUCCAUUCAAAAGCAUAGCUGGAAUAAACAGCGCUUUUGCGCCGUUUGCGCCGAAUACUUCGCAUGCAAAUUCAUCAAGCACGCUUCCUCUGCAGAAAAUUGCGUAUAUUGCGUGUAACUUGUUGACGCUGGCUGUGGGAUUAUGGAAAUGUCGGUCAAUGGGAUUAUUGCCAACGGGCACAGGAGAUUGGUUAGCGUUCGAAACUAGAGGGCCGGCCCCGGAAAUAUCUUUAUUCUGAAAGCACGCUAUGGGCAAUGUCAUGCAACAUCUGUUAGUCGACAGUCCUUAAUGGCGGGCUAAGUGGUUAGGAUACACUGAGAAUUAUGAUGUACGUUUUUCGGGGUGAAAAUCAUAGACAUGAAGACACCAGCUAUCAAUGCAAACCCUAUAUAACUGCCAUUAUAGUGGUUUUCUUCGUGUGUACGGGGUGUCACAAGUAAGCUAGUACAUCAUAUGCUACAGACAUGAAUAACGUAUACACCGACGAAGAUAUAAAAAUCUAUUUAAGAUGUUCUAUCUUCAGAUUGUAUUUUACCAAAACUUUAGUCCUGACGACUCCUCAUUUUCGAUAUCCUCGAUUUUAUAUAUUGCUUCCCUACUCUCUUGACGAGCGCACGCCUUCCUAUACCAUGCAUAUCAAUGUAGACAAGCCCGAUGUUUUUUGCU